GUGUGUAUGCUGUUGGUCGCAGAUGACCUUUACAGCGUCACCGGGUUUGGGGACGGCGAGAUCCUAAGGGGACCUCAAGCAGAGAAUUGGCGAAGGCAACAGAACUGCAGAACUCAAAAUCAUUUCAAACUAAAAUCAUCUUAGCUCUUAGAUGAUUUGCCUGUCAUGUACUCAUGUCCAAGCUGUAACUUGCUGACAACUGAUCUUAAAUGAAUUAAAGACUUAUUCCGGGAAAAUAACAUUUGUUGCUGCAGUUUAGAGAAUAAUGCCAGAAUCGACACCAAUGAAACAGCUGCUAGCAUGCCAAUAAAAUAUUUUCGAAUGGCAACAUCAAAUUCCACGUCAACAAAUUUGACAGUUCAGCUUCAGUCAUUCGUAAAUUGUUUGCAGAGCUUUACAUUUUGUGCAAGUAUUAUUUUCUAAAAUGAUUACUGUUUUAAACACAAUUGAUACCGGCCAUGAAGAUAUGAUACACGAUGCAGAGCUUGACUAUUAUGGACUUAGGCUAGCAACAUGUUCUUCCGAUAAUUCAGUGAAAAUAUACGACAUCAAAAGUGGAACUCAAACUUUAGCAGCCGACCUAAAGGGUCAUUUUGGACCAGUAUGGCAAGUAGCUUGGGCUCAUCCUAAAUAUGGUAACCUAUUGGCAUCUUGCUCCUACGACCGAAAAGUAAUAAUAUGGAAAGAAGCAGGUGAAUGGACAAAAUUGUAUGAAUAUUCUGGUCAUGAGAGUUCUGUCAAUUCGGUCGCGUGGGCGCCGGCUGAUUAUGGGUUGAUUCUGGCUUGCUGCAGCUCUGAUGGCUCUGUGUCCAUCAUUACAUAUAUUCAGGACACUGGAAACUGGGAUGUGAAGAAAAUUCCUGCUGCUCAUGCCAUUGGGGUAAAUUCAAUCAGUUGGUGUCCUGCUAUAUCUGCUGAUCUGAAUCUAGAUCCACUGAGUAACAAAGAGGCAACUAAAAGAAUAGUUACUGGGGGAUGUGACAACUUGAUCAAGAUAUGGAGGGAACAAGGUGACCAAUGGAUUGAAGAAAACCGUUUGGAAAUGCAUAUGGAUUGGGUCCGUGAUGUGGCCUGGGCUCCAUCUCUUGGCUUACAGCGGUCCAUGAUUGCCAGCUGUUCUCAGGAUAAACGAGUUGUUAUCUGGACCAGUGAUGAUAAUGUGUCUUGGACACCCACAAUCCUCAAUACUUUUGAUGAUGUCGUUUGGAGUUUAAGCUGGUCGCUGACUGGAAAUAUAUUGGCAGUUUCUGGAGGAGAUAAUAAAGUUAGCCUUUGGAAAGAAAGUGCUGAAGGGCAGUGGUUAUGUAUAAGUGAAGUGGCCAAAGGAUUGGGACAAACACCUAAUGAGGAGAGAAGCACUCUUUGAUUUAAACAAUUUCCUUAAUAUUAAUUAAUGAUUAUUUUUGAUUUAGUGUUUAAUGUAAAUUAAUUAACAUGAAUAAAUUGUUUAUUUUUCUGAUUUAG
Molecule: messenger RNA, 1464 nt
Organism: Chilo suppressalis (striped riceborer)
Lineage: Eukaryota; Metazoa; Arthropoda; Insecta; Lepidoptera; Crambidae
Source: the annotation of a GenBank genome assembly